This is a messenger RNA of Mirounga angustirostris (Northern elephant seal), 3515 nucleotides long. RefSeq names its product hepatocyte growth factor (gene HGF). Lineage: Eukaryota; Metazoa; Chordata; Mammalia; Carnivora; Phocidae. The record is from RefSeq and is a predicted model, not a curated record. The transcript is spliced from 18 exons. The coding region runs from base 188 to 2365 and encodes 725 amino acids. Gene Ontology annotation, molecular function: serine-type endopeptidase activity; signaling receptor binding. Gene Ontology annotation, biological process: hepatocyte growth factor receptor signaling pathway; negative regulation of apoptotic process; positive regulation of protein phosphorylation.
UAAACAGUUUCUUACCAUAAGAGGGAGUUCAGACCUAGAUCUUUCCAGUUAAUCACACAACAAACUUAGCUCAUCGCAAUAAAAAGCUGCUCAGAGGCGACUGGUUCUUUUAGGCACUGAGUCGGAACAGGCUUCUCUCAGCCAGGCAUCUCGUCCAGUGGGAUCCGCCAGCGCGUCCGGCAGCACCAUGUGGGGGACCAAACUUCUGCCAGUCCUGCUCCUGCAGCAUGUCCUCCUCCAUCUCCUUCUGCUUCCCAUCGCCAUCCCCUAUGCAGAAGGACAGAAGAAAAGAAGAAACACACUUCAUGAAUUCAAAAAGUCAGCAAAGACUACUCUAAUUAAAGAAGACCCAUUACUGAAGAUAAAAACAAAAAAAAUGAACACUGCAGACCAAUGUGCCAAUAGAUGUAUUAGGAAUAAAGGACUUCCAUUCACUUGCAAGGCUUUUGUUUUUGAUAAAGCAAGGAAACGAUGCCUCUGGUUCCCUUUCAAUAGCAUGACAAGUGGAGUGAAAAAAGAGUUUGGUCACGAAUUUGAUCUCUAUGAAAACAAAGACUACAUUAGAAACUGCAUCAUUGGUAAAGGAGGUAGCUACAAGGGAACCGUAGCUAUCACUAAGAGCGGCAUCAAAUGCCAGCCCUGGAAUUCCAUGAUCCCACAUGAACACAGCUAUCGGGGUAAAGACCUACAGGAAAACUACUGUCGAAAUCCUCGAGGGGAAGAAGGGGGACCUUGGUGUUUCACAAGCAAUCCAGAGGUACGCUACGAAGUCUGUGACAUUCCUCAGUGUUCAGAAGUUGAAUGCAUGACCUGCAAUGGGGAAAGUUAUCGAGGUCCCAUGGAUCAUACAGAAUCAGGCAAGAUUUGUCAGCGCUGGGAUCAUCAGACACCACACCGGCACAAAUUCUUGCCAGAAAGAUAUCCCGACAAGGGCUUUGAUGAUAAUUAUUGCCGCAAUCCUGAUGGCAAGCCCAGGCCAUGGUGCUAUACUCUUGACCCUGACACCCCCUGGGAGUACUGUGCAAUUAAAAUGUGCGCUCACAGUACUAUGAAUGACACAGAUGUCCCUAUGGAAACGACUGAAUGCAUUCAAAGUCAAGGAGAAGGUUACCGGGGCACCAUCAAUACUAUUUGGAAUGGAAUUCCAUGUCAGCGUUGGGAUUCCCAGUAUCCUCACCAGCAUGACAUAACUCCUGAAAAUUUCAAGUGCAAGGACCUAAGAGAAAAUUAUUGCCGAAAUCCAGAUGGAGCUGAAUCACCCUGGUGUUUUACCACUGAUCCAAACAUCCGAGUUGGCUACUGCUCCCAAAUUCCAAAAUGUGAUGUGUCAAGUGGACAAGAUUGUUAUCGUGGGAAUGGCAAAAAUUAUAUGGGCAGUUUAUCCAAAACCCGAUCUGGACUAACAUGUUCAAUGUGGGAGAAGAACAUGGAAGACUUGCACAGGCAUAUCUUCUGGGAGCCAGAUGCUAGUAAGCUGAAUAAGAAUUACUGCCGGAAUCCUGAUGAUGAUGCCCAUGGUCCCUGGUGUUACACGGGAAAUCCUCUCAUUCCAUGGGAUUAUUGUCCUAUUUCUCGUUGUGAAGGUGAUACCACACCUACAAUAGUCAAUUUAGACCAUCCUGUAAUAUCCUGUGCCAAAACAAAACAAUUACGAGUUGUAAAUGGAAUUCCAACGCGAACUAAUGUAGGAUGGAUGGUUAGUUUGAAAUACAGAAAUAAACAUAUCUGUGGAGGAUCAUUGAUAAAGGAAAGUUGGAUUCUUACUGCAAGACAAUGUUUCCCUUCUCGAAACAAAGACUUGAAAGAUUAUGAAGCUUGGCUUGGGAUUCAUGAUGUCCACGGAAGAGGUGAUGAGAAACGCAAACAGGUUCUAAAUGUUUCCCAGCUGGUAUAUGGGCCUGAAGGAUCAGAUCUGGUAUUACUGAAGCUUGCUAGGCCUGCUGUCCUGGAUGAUUUUGUUAGUACAAUUGAUUUACCUAAUUAUGGAUGCACCAUUCCUGAAAAAACUACUUGCAGUGUUUAUGGCUGGGGUUAUACUGGAUCCAUCACCUCUGAUGGUCUAUUACGAGUAGCACAUCUCUAUAUUAUGGGAAAUGAGAAAUGCAGCCUAUACCAUCAAGGGAAGGUGACUCUGAAUGAGUCUGAAAUAUGUGCUGGAGCUGAAAAUAUUGUAUCAGGACCAUGUGAGGGAGAUUAUGGUGGCCCACUUGUUUGUGAACAACAUAAAAUGAGAAUGGUUCUUGGUGUCAUUGUUCCUGGUCGUGGAUGUGCCAUUCCAAAUCGUCCUGGCAUUUUUGUCCGAGUAGCAUAUUAUGCAAAAUGGAUACACAAAAUUAUAUUAACGUAUAAGAUACCACAGUCGUAGCUGAUGUAACUGUGUCUGAAUCUUCCAUCAAUAGAAUUCUCUUUUACCUGAAGAUUUCAGAGAACAUGGAAUUAAAAUGUCACUUAAAGCAAUCCUAAGACAACUACUUGAGUGUCAUGUUUGUUAAGAUACUCAUUAAUAUUUAUGGGUGUUUUCUGUUGUUUUGUUUGUCAGUGUUAUUUUGUAAAUGUUGAAGUGAAUUAAGGUACAUGCAAGUGUAGUAACAUAUCUCCUGAAGAUACUUGAAUGGAUUAAAAACUGCAAAGGUAUAAUUGCUGGAUGAUAAAAGAUUUAAUGGAAAAGUUCAACUAAUCUCUACGCUGCUUUCCAAAGUUAGUUUAUGAAUAAACCAUAAGUUAAACAUUAUUUUAACCUCACAAAGACAAUUUAUGCCUUUGUCCUUAAGUUGUAACUCUGUAUUAAAUUAUAUUACCUUUCAUAUACCAUACAUUAUAUUUCAUUCAUUCCUCCUCACUGUGUAUCCUCUAAUACUGGUCUACAUCCUUUCUACAAAAUUAUGUGCCCAUCUAUGCAGACCUUGGUACACAUGUGCAUGCACUAGAGUUCAAAUCAUGGUAUAUCUAAUGUAACCUCUAAAUAUUCUGAAAGUGUGUACCUGUAGUUUUUCCUUAAGAGAAAAAUAGAAAAUUUUAAAGACCAGUAGAAAUUUUAAGGAAAGGUGCAAGAUAGAAGUGACCAGCUCAUUCUCUGUAUGUAAUCUGCAGAUGACCUCUACUGGUUGACAUUUAAGGUGUGGUCAUGACCCACAAAGUUAAGUAACACCAAAUCUAGGUGUUUAAAUAUAUUUAUCAUCCUAGUCAUCUUGUAGUUUCUAAUUCUUAAAGGGAAGAGGGUAAUAUGUGUAUUAGUAUUAUUUCUUUCCUUCAAAUUUAGGGACCUUAUUUAUGUAAGAUACUUUUAGAUCUACUUUCCUAAAGUAUUUUCUUUAUUAUUCUUACGUAACUGUCCAAUUGAAGCUUAAAAAAUUAUUUAAGUAGGUUAAUUCUAAGACUUGCUGCUGUGAUUGGCUUGAGGUCAUCGUCUUUAAAUUUUUAAAAAUUAUUUCAGAGGAAAAUUUCCAUAUGUCCCCAAAGAUUUGUAAAUGGACUUUCAUCAAACUAUGAAUUAAAGUAUAUGUUGAAGAAAAAAA